Messenger RNA from Paramisgurnus dabryanus, 2410 nucleotides. RefSeq lists its product as uncharacterized. NCBI's taxonomy places the organism in Eukaryota, Metazoa, Chordata, Actinopteri, Cypriniformes, Cobitidae. The record is from RefSeq and is a predicted model, not a curated record. Gene Ontology annotation, molecular function: signaling receptor activity. Gene Ontology annotation, cellular component: membrane. Gene Ontology annotation, biological process: adaptive immune response.
UGAUGUGACAUUUCUGUAAAUGUAACCACAACUAGUUGUUGUCUUUCAGAGCUCAGAGCUGAAAAUGUCAAGCGUUGUGAGUUAUAGUUUACUGUUGGUGAUCUGUUUCAGUAGAUACUCAUUACAAGAUCCACAUUUGAAAGGUACGAUGGUAAAGAGAUAUCUCGGGGAAAACGUCACCAUCCCUUGUGCAACUGAAGACAACAAUCAGCAUGGGGUUUACAUGUAUAGGCAUAAACCAGGAGAGAUUAAACAACAGAGAAUCUUCUACUUUUACCAUGAUGGCACUUUAACUAGUAAUGAAGAUGCAAAUGUCAACAUAACAAUAAGUGGAGAAUUUCCCAGCUUCACCAUCACCUUCUUAAACCUGACUGUGACAGACAGCGCCCUGUACUGGUGUGAAUUUAAUUAUGAAGAAAAAAUCACGUUUAGCAAGAUCACAGGUUUAUCAGUGAUGGAUCCAUGUCCUGACCCACCUGAAGAUCCCAAAGAAGAAGAUAAUUUUCUCCUCUAUGUGACGAUUGGCUGCACUGUAUUUAGCGUCAUAUUUCUGCUGUGCAUCAUCUGUGUGAUUGUGAAGGUGAAGAACAGCCGUAUAUAUGAACCUGCAAAAUCAUCUGAGUCCUCGGUCUAUGAAGAGAUGAACAGAACCAAACUGGAUUCAAUGUCCACAUUAAUAAACCCUGCAUAUCAAUCUUCAAGGCAAGUCCGCUAAACAUCUGUGCUUGAUAACAUUUCAUUCAAUUCAACUUUUAAAUAUUAUUUUUAUAUAAAAUGAGUUUUAUUUCAGUUUUAUCUUUAUUUUAAUUAACACAAAAGAAGAUAUUCGAUAAAUGAUGGUAAGCACACAGUGUAAAAAAAUCUGUAGAAAUUGCAGCUGGGUUGCCGGUAAUUUACCAUAGAUUUAAAUUUAUGUUUUGUUACUGGCAACAUUUUGUUCAAAGUUAAAUGAACAUUAAACAUUUACAAGUCUUUGUCUUUACAGAAUAAAACUAAAAAAACAGCAUCAAGCAAAACAUUCUGGGAAACAAAAUCUAAAGCAAAAAACUGAAAAAGGUUGAUGAUGAUUUCUGGUUCCCAGAAUGCUUUGCAUGAGGCUGUUAUUGUAUAGUUUUAUUCUGUAAAGAUAAAGACUUAUUAAUGUUUAAAAUUUAUUUAACUUUGAACAAACUCUUGCCAGUAAAUAACAUUAAUUUAAAUCUACGGUAAAUUACCGGCAAACCCAGCUGCAAUAACAUUGUAAUUUCUACGGAUUUUUUUUACAGUGCACAGUUGACGAUACCCAUUGAUUUUUAUCUUAUUUGUUUAAGUCAAUGGUUAAAAUCAGUUGUGUGCUUACCAUCAUUUAUCAAAAUAUCAUCUUUUGUGUUCAUUACAAAAAAUCAAUGAGAUUGAGAAAACUAUUUUACAUUUUUUGGGUGAACUAUCGCUUUAAAAUGUUUUUAUUUACAUUUUUUAUAUUAGAUUUCAUAAGAUUUUACAUGUACAGUAAAUACAUAAGCUUUUAAUGUAUAAAUGUGUGAGCUAAAAUAAUAAAUGUCUCUUUUUUGUUUGGAGAAAUGUAUGCUAAAUAAAUAAAUGUAUUUGUAAAUGUAUAAAAGAAAGCAAAACAUCUGACCCUACUUGUGAAAAACCAGCCAAAGUAUUGUAUGUGUGUUUUUUCUACAUAAAAAACAAAAACAAAUCUGAACCUAAGAUUCACGUAACAAAUUUUCACAUUAUUUCACUAGAUCUCCAUCAGAAAAAAAAAAACAUUUCUGAAGUUUCCAUUUCUGAAAGAUCUCUGUAAAUACACAAAAAUGUGAAUGUGAAUGUAAUAAUAGAAUAAUAGAGAUGUAUGUUUGUGUUGAAAUCUUUUAUAAUCACAUCGAACAAUGAAAGCAUUCAGAUGGACUCAUCUUUGAUGAGUUAUUUCCUAAUCUAUGCAGAAGGUCAUUGUGGUAAUGGUUUGUUUGUUUCACAGUAAACAUACGAAGCGCACAUUAUAGAUAUGACACAAGUAUAUGCAGUGUUUGUCAGUGGUGUUUAUGUCUCAAUGUUGGUUUCCACUCUGAACCAGGUAACUUCCUGUAAGCAUCCAAGCUCUUCUUGCAAAGCAACUGUGGUCACAUUUCCUUCCACCCUUUAAAAGUUUUUAACUUGACUCAUACUGACUAACAAAUGUGUUUCAUGUUUUGUAGUUUAUGCACUGUGUGCAUCCUUUUUUUGAGGACCAUUUCAUUUAAUCGUGUUUUGCUUUUAUAAAACGUAUGCUGAUUUAAACUGUAUUUUAUAAAGUUUAUUGUUGCACUGUUCUGUCUUUAUUUGUUAUAAUCAUGGUUUUAUUAAUCAUUGUAAUCCAACAGUCUCAGUGCUUUGAAUAAUUGUAACAUUUUAACAAAUUGAAUCAUUAAAAUAAUCAAAAAAUGUA